AUGGAAGAAGAAGAACUGAUUUAUGAUGAUGUUGAUUGUAGCGACGACGAUGACGAGAGCUCUGAAUGUAGCAGAGACGAGGACACGUCAAUUGAAACAAAGCUGGUGGAAAUUAAAGCUUAUGUCAGUAAAAUGGAAGAAGUUCUGAAGGCAAUUCGUCAAAGUCAAACAAAGGUGAAAAAACAAGUGACUUUGGAUAAACCUCCAAGCGCUGCAGGAGCAACAUUACCAUUCAAUAUGUCUACUAAAGAAAAGAUAGAAGUGGAUGGUCGUUCCAUAUAUGUGGGUAAUGUUGACUAUGGGGCGACAGGAGAAGAACUUGGUCAACACUUUCUGGGAUGUGGUUUCGUGAAGAAAGUUACUAUACUUACAAAUAAAUAUAAUGGCCACCCAAAGGGCUUCGCAUAUAUGGAGUUUGCAGAAAAAGACUCAGUUGAGGUGGCCAUGGCACUGGAUGACUCACUCUUCAGAGGCCGGCAACUUAAGGUAAGGCCUAAGCGCUCAAACCGGCCAGGUAUUACCACCAGCAAUCGACCUCCUCCACGUGUCAUAAGGGCUUUUGACCGUGGGCCACGAAACUUUUAUUCUGGAUAUCGACCAAUGAGACCACCAUACAGAAGCCGGAAGGUCUUCUACAGCCCUUAUUAA
Messenger RNA from Procambarus clarkii (red swamp crayfish), 648 nucleotides. NCBI's taxonomy places the organism in Eukaryota, Metazoa, Arthropoda, Malacostraca, Decapoda, Cambaridae. The record is from RefSeq and is a predicted model, not a curated record.